GGAUAACCUGUCCUUGUCGGUUGCGCAUCGGUUGCGCAGCUUCGAAGGGGGUACGCAGUGCGGGGUGCGUGCGGGCAUGCGCGCGGCUGCCCACAGCGAGCGAGGCAAGGGAUCGCCUCCCCCCUCGAUAGACCGGACUCUCGCCGGCAAUGUGAACGCACGUCCUCGUGCUGCCGCUGGGCCUCGCCCGGCCGCGCACGCGGCCGCCGCGCGCGCCAGGCCGGCUUCGCCCCGCCCCUCGCCGUGCACUCCGCGCGGGCCUUCGCGGAGGGCGCCGCGUCCCCGCCCGGCGUCGACCUGUGCGUCUCGCCGCUGGACCGCCUGCUGCUCCUGGACGCGCAGCCCCUCUUCUGCUGCGAGAGCGACCCGGACAUGGAGCUGAAGUCACGUCCUGAUGAUCAUCGAUGCGAGCAGGACCUUGUGGGCGACGACUGCCAAGUCCGAGCGCCAGGGCAACCGAGGUCCGAACUCUACCUGCUCAUCUUCUUGACCUCGGUCUGCCACACACUCCUGGUCGUCAUGGACACGCCGUUUGACCUGCAGCUCAUGCGGUUCCUGCGGCUGCUGGCGGCCCUGAAGGCGAAGGUCCCCGAUCUGGCCGCGUGGGCGGAGCGGCGAGCCGACGGCGGCGCGGAGCGGCCCCCCGCGCCAGAGGCGUCCUCCUCGCUGCCCCGGCUCCUGGUCGCCUUCAACCACGCGGGCCCGAACGUGGAGGAGGCGGCGCUCUUCCGGCCCGCCCGCGCCUUCCUGCAGCGCACGGCCUGGAAGGACGCGCCGUCGGUGCAGUUCGCGCGCAUCCCGACGCUGCCCGGCGGGAACCUCGCGGAGAUGCUGACGAGCGACGAGGCGCACCGCGCGGGCCUGCGCCUCCGCGCCGCGCUGCUCUCCGACGGGCCCGCGCGCGGGCGCUUCGGCAGGGGUAAGCUGCAGCUGUCCGAGCGGGAGUGGCUCCGCCACGCGGGUGCCUAUUGGGAGUUCGUGCAGCAGCAGGCGACGCCCGUGGAGGACUUCUUCAACAUGCUCGCCAAGGGGCUGGAGAGCUACGGCUGGCCCGAGUAGCGGCCCGACCCUGGCUUCGCCCGCCGGCCACGAGGACGCCCGGCGAGCGCGAGCGCGCGCCCGACCGCAUCCGCCCGCAGGAGGCCGAGGCGAGCACGGAGCACGCCGCCCGCGGGGCGGAGCAGCAGGCGCGGAGGCGCCCCGCGGGCCGGCGCGGGCGCCCCUUGCCGGAGGCGCGCGCUCUCCGAAGCCGCCCUCGCGGCGGGCGUGCCCGCGGG
Messenger RNA from Prorocentrum cordatum, 1277 nucleotides. The record is from the annotation of a GenBank genome assembly. Lineage: Eukaryota; Dinophyceae; Prorocentrales; Prorocentraceae.